Molecule: messenger RNA, 2097 nt
Organism: Coffea arabica (coffee)
Lineage: Eukaryota; Viridiplantae; Streptophyta; Magnoliopsida; Gentianales; Rubiaceae
Product: probable E3 ubiquitin-protein ligase RHC2A
Biological process (GO): protein ubiquitination
Cellular component (GO): cytoplasm
Molecular function (GO): ubiquitin protein ligase activity
Source: RefSeq, a predicted model, not a curated record
CCUCUCUUAUACGUCUCUCACCUCAUUCUCUCCAACCAAACACCCCCUUGGCCCCCAUCCUCGCCCCCGGUUGCCCCAUCCUUUCUCUCUUUCUUCGCCGGAAUAUUCCUCCCCGGCCAAUCUACAAAUUCAAUUUUGCAGGCAUAUUUUUUUUCCUGAAAAAUUUUUAUUCAAUUUUUGAUAUAAUUCAAGGUAUUUUUCCCUCUAUUUCUCGAAUUUGUUUAGGUAAAAGCUUCGAUCUUGCGGGGUUAUUGCCAGAUCUGAUUUGAGGAUUAGGGUUUUGAUUUAUUAUAUGUUUGUAUAGAAUAAAUUAAAGUGUAGAUGUCUAUGCCUUCAUCUUAUUGGUGUUAUAGAUGCAAUCGUUUUGUUCGGGUCUGGACCCAAGAUUCCAUUACUUGCCCUGAUUGCAACGGUGGAUUCGUUGAAGAAAUCGAGACUCCCACUCGAUCCUCACUUUCCGAGUCUAGACGACGCCGUUUCCCCGCUGCGGCCAUGUACAUGAUGAGAAAUUCUGAUUCGGGUCAAGGUCCCCCCGGUUCCAGCUCUGGCUCCGGUUCGGGCUCUAGUCCUGCUUUACGUAGAAGCCGGAGGAACGGCGGUGACAGGUCUCCCUUUAAUCCGGUUAUAGUGCUUCGUGGGCCGGCUGACGGUGGCGGUGGGGCUGCUGGCGGUGGCGGUGGUGGUGGUGGAUUUGAGUUGUAUUAUGAUGAUGGAGCUGGUUCGGGGUUGAGACCUUUGCCUGCCAGCAUGUCGGAAUUUUUACUGGGUUCGGGUUUUGACAGGCUUUUGGAUCAGUUGUCUCAGAUUGAAGCGAAUGGGAUUGGGAGAAUAGAUAAUCCGCCCGCCUCGAAAGCUGCUAUUGAGUCAAUGCCUACUAUUGAGAUAAAUCAGAGUCACACGACAACUGAAUCCCACUGUGCUGUUUGCAAAGAGCCCUUUGAGUUGGGUUGCGAGGCCCGCGAAAUGCCCUGUAAACACAUAUACCACUCAGAUUGUAUUCUCCCGUGGCUUUCGCUGCGAAAUUCUUGCCCAGUUUGUAGACAUGAGUUACCAACUGAUGCUCGUGAUUCAGGUGAAUCGAACAGAUCAUCUAAUGAGCAGACUGGAGUUGGAAAUGAUGAUGACACUGUUGGUUUAACUAUUUGGAGAUUGCCCGGUGGUGGCUUCGCGGUUGGGAGGUUCUCGGGUGGGAGAAGAAAUGGGGAAAGAGAGCUCCCAGUAGUUUAUACUGAGAUGGAUGGUGGUUUUAAUAAUAAUGGGGUUCCUAGGAGGAUAUCUUGGGGUUCAAGAGGGGGUGUUUCCCGGCAAAGUGGAGGACUGAGGAGGGCAUUUCGAAAUUUGUUUGCCUGUUUUGGUGGUGUUGGUGAUAGUUCAUCAGGUUCUAAUUCAAGUUCAGAUUCAAGGGUAACUCGGAGAAAUAGGUCAUUCUCAUCUGUUUUUAGCUCUGGAACAACAGGGCGUAGAUACUGGGCCUUUGAUAUUAACGGUGGGAAUCGAAGAUGGUAAAUUUGGAAGGUAAUUUAAAAGCAAGCUGAGUGGUGAUCAUCGGGGUGUGAGGGGUCCUCUGGUCUUUUAUGGAAUGGUCUAAUUUGCUGCAAGUUGUAAAUAGCCUAAUAUGCAAUGAGGCCGGUUUAAUUUUUCAUUAUGCCAGUGAUGCAUUGAUGAUGGUUAAUAUACUGGCAGAAGGAGAUAGGAACAAGAUCAAAACAAUGGCAGAUGAUCGUCAGAGGAACACUCUAUUGUUUAAAUUGGCUCCUUGGAAUGUGAAGGUACACGGCUUCAUGUACCACAGUGCCUCUGAACGUUAGAGUUAUGGAAGUCAUUUCCUUUAAUUGUUUCCCUCUGUUGUUUUUCCUUUGCCAUGUAGUUUCUCUUAAAUUGGUGUUUGUUAUAUCAGUUCUUUUUCCCUGGGAAACUCCAAGUUAUAUUCAACAUAUGAACCUUGAAUGAGACGGAAGUAUGAUUAUUUGUAGAUGGAAACAAGUUUCAUGUGUCUUAAAUUGUUCUUCCAAGAAUGAAAUGCGCUUAUUGUAGCGAGACCUCACUUGUAUUUGAAAACUUGGAAUUUUGCCUCCCCUAGUUGGUGGAGUAGCAUUC